Molecule: messenger RNA, 1486 nt
Organism: [Candida] anglica
Lineage: Eukaryota; Fungi; Ascomycota; Pichiomycetes; Serinales; Debaryomycetaceae
Source: the annotation of a GenBank genome assembly
UUAGAAUUCAACCAAUAAUCCAUUAAUCAGACUUCUCACGUCACACAGUAUACUAGACUGGAAAGACCCUGUUUAUAUAAUUCAUAUUGUACAACCUAGAAGAAGUACCACUACCCGAUCCCUCACUAGUACCACCACCACUACCACAUAUACAAAUUUAUAAUUUAACAUGAGUGAAGAAGAUCCACUUUUGGCAGCCUUGAAUGAGGAUGCAGGCGAAUCAAUUGCCACCACAACGGCUCCUGCCGACCCUGAGAGAGAAAGAGCCUUGUCCAAGUUCAAGGAUAAGCUCAUUGAACAUCGUAAAUGGGACGCCCGUUUGAAGGACCUUCGUCUUUCCAUACGUGACUUGGACAAGAACUACGACAAGACAGAAAAUGAUAUCAAGGCCCUUCAAUCCGUGGGGCAGAUCAUUGGAGAAGUUCUCAAGCAAUUGGAUGAUGAAAGAUUCAUUGUAAAGGCUUCAAGCGGACCACGUUAUAUCGUCGGGUGCAGGAACACCAUCAAGAAGGAGAGUUUAAAGAAUGGAGUUAGAGUAUCAUUAGACAUGACCACAUUGACCAUAAUGAGAAUUUUACCCCGUGAAGUGGAUCCAUUGGUGUAUAACAUGACUACUUUCGAGCCAGGUGAAAUUUCUUUCAAUGGAGUUGGUGGAUUGACUGAACAGAUUAGAGAACUUCGUGAAGUAAUUGAAUUACCAUUAAAGAACCCAGAAUUGUUUACUAGAGUUGGAAUCAAGCCACCAAAGGGGGUGCUUUUAUACGGGCCACCGGGUACUGGUAAGACUUUAUUGGCCAAGGCUGUGGCUGCCACCAUCGGUGCCAACUUUAUCUUUUCUCCAGCCUCUGCCAUUGUAGACAAAUAUAUUGGUGAAUCAGCUAGAUUGAUUAGAGAAAUGUUUGCAUAUGCUAAGGAACAUGCUCCUUGUAUUAUUUUCAUGGAUGAAGUUGAUGCCAUUGGUGGACGUAGAUUCAGUGAAGGUACUUCUGCUGAUCGUGAAAUUCAAAGAACUUUGAUGGAAUUACUUAACCAAAUGGAUGGGUUCGAUACUUUGGGACAAACCAAGGUUAUCAUGGCCACCAAUAGACCGGACACUUUGGAUCCUGCUCUUUUAAGAGCCGGUAGAUUGGACAGAAAGAUUGAAAUCGGGUUACCUAAUGAAGCUGGAAGAUUGGAAAUCUUCAAGAUCCAUAGUUCCAAGGUUGCCAAGCAAGGAGAAUUCGAUUUCGAAGCAGCUGUCAAGAUGAGUGAUGGGUUCAAUGGUGCUGAUAUCAGAAAUGUCAUUACCGAAGCUGGAUUCUUUGCCAUUAGAGAAGAAAGAGAUUACAUUGUCCAAAAUGAUUUAAUGAAGGCUGUAAGAAAGGUUGCAGAUGUCAAGAAGUUGGAAGGUAAGUUGGACUACGAAAAGUUGUAGUGUAGAAUAUACAAAAGAAAAUAAAGAAUAAAUUAAGAAUGAUGUAGUAGAAGACAACAGUCUACGUUAUGC